AUGGCGGGGGCCGGAAUUGAUCCAAGGGAGGCGAAGAGUCUGAAAUCGUUUAGCGAAUACGUUCAGCCAUUGACGGAUUUCAUGGGGGAGGUGGCGGUGGAGGAGAAGAUGAUUCUGGUAGGGCACAACCAAGGCGAACUGUGCAUCUCGAAGGCAAUGGAGGAUUUUUCGGAUAAAAUAUCUGUGGCUAUUUUUGUCAUCGCCGCCAUGCCUGGCCCAUCCCUAAAUGCUUCAUUUCUACUUGAACAGAUGCAACAAAGGUGUAAAGAUUUUGGUAUCUCUAAAGGAGUAAAGAUUACAGCUAGAGUUUGUAUAUGA
Molecule: messenger RNA, 318 nt
Organism: Benincasa hispida (wax gourd)
Lineage: Eukaryota; Viridiplantae; Streptophyta; Magnoliopsida; Cucurbitales; Cucurbitaceae
Source: RefSeq, a predicted model, not a curated record